Molecule: messenger RNA, 2237 nt
Organism: Miniopterus natalensis
Lineage: Eukaryota; Metazoa; Chordata; Mammalia; Chiroptera; Miniopteridae
Source: RefSeq, a predicted model, not a curated record
ACCAGGGCUGGGGAUCGAACCUGCAAUCUCAGGUAUGUGCCCUUGACUGAGAAUCGAACCUGAAACCCCUCAGUGCGAGGGCUGACUCUAAAACCACUGAACCACACUCGCCACUGCAGUAAAUGCUUGUUUUUCAUUUUAACUUGAGGUAGUGUGUAGUGAAGGAAUUACCUUCCAAUCUUUUUCCCUUGGGAAGUUCUUCGAGCUCUUAGCUUUGGUUAGGUGUACACAUGGAAUGAGAAAGGACAACUGAAAGUCAUUUGUGUUAAAUCAACCCAGGUGAUUAGUAGGUUUGAGUUUUAAGGCUUAUAAUCUUUGUAUAUUAUUUGAAAUAUGUAUUUUUAAUUUUUUUCUUAAUCUCUAAAGUUGACUUGUAGUUUCUCUAAGAUUCCUUUUAGAUAUAAAACUCUGUAACUAGAUCCCUUAAGGCAGUGGCUUUAAUAACUUCCAAACAAAAAGUUUGAGAUGAUGAUGUAUUUCAAGAAGUUGAUAAUCUAUUUUAUAGUGUUAUUUCACAUUUAAAAAUCAAAUUCAAGCUCACUUUUGCACCUGACCCAUUAUAUGACUUUCUUCUAACUAUCCAACUUUCUUACCAUAUUUAAUCUCAACCAUUUGCUUUACAUUGUAGUCUAAUAAUCUGUUACUGCCCACAUUGUCUACCUGCUACCCUCUUUACCAUAUAUUCACUAUUCAAAGUCCUACUCCUUAUACUUGGGUUUUCUCUCGCUGGUUUUUUGGGUUUUUCCUCAUAUUCCUUAUCUCCCACUGUUUUCUGCUCUUAAAAUGUAAUGUUACACUAUAUCCAUUUAAAAUAAUUUUAUGGUCUCUAUUAUGUUCUUGAUUAAAUGGUGAAUUCUUUAAUAUGGUUAUUCCUUGGCUCUCUUUAAAAACAUUACUUGGCACGCAGCAUGAUGAAGAAAGACAAGAAGACCUUCAACCAGAGCCUGGCCAAGUGGAAGCUCUUCAUCUACAACCAGACCACUGGAGAGUUCCUGGGGCGCACAGGCAAGAGCUGGGGUUUGAUCUUGCUCUUCUACGUAGUCUUUUAUGGGUUCCUGGCUGCACUCCUCAUAUUCGCAAUGUGGCUUAUGCUUCAGACUCUGAACGAUGAGGUUCCAAAAUACCGAGACCAGAUUCCUAAUCCAGGACUUACGGUUUUUCCAAAACCAGUGUCGGCGUUAGAAUAUUCAUUCAGUAUGUCUGAACCAGAGUCCUAUAAAGGGUACAUUGAAGACCUUAAGAACUUUCUGAAGCCAUAUGCUUCGGAAGAACAGAAGACUCUCCGACUCUGCCCGGAUGGACAGCUCUUUCAUCAGGAGGGUCCGGUUUAUCAAGCAUGUCAGUUUCCUCUUGACUUACUUGAGGAAUGCAGUGGGGUGAAGGACCCUAACUUUGGCUACUCCAGUGGGAACCCUUGUAUUCUUGUAAAAAUGAACAGAAUAAUUGGUUUAAAGCCUCAAGGUGAACCGAAGAUAUCAUGCUCUGGUAGUUCUAAGGGUGGAAACAUGACAGCUGUAUUAACUUAUCCUCCAGAUGGACAUAUGGACUUAAAAUAUUUUCCAUAUUAUGGGAAAAAACUGCAUGUGAGUUAUCUACAGCCAUUAGUUGCUGUCCAACUCAGCCUCGGUGCUAGCAAAACCCCAAAAGAAGUAACAGUCGAGUGCAAGAUUGUUGGAUCACCCAACCUGAAAAACCAUGAUGAUCGUGACAAGUUUUUAGGACAAGUUGUAUUUAAAAUCACAAUGCGUGCAUAGUAGGAGUUAGAAUAUGUCCACAGAGUAAAUGUUGUGUUGUCUGUCUUCAUUUUGUAUCAGCCGGACCUGACAUUCUAGAAUUAUGGGACCACCUGAGAGAGAGUUGGGGUGGUACAUGACACUGCGGUAGCAUUGUAAUGUGCUUCCCCAUCAUAGUGUUCAGUGUCCUCUGAAGUAACUGCCUGUUGCCUCUGCUGCCUUUGGGAACCAUUGUACAGUCGCCAGAUGGGGCCUGUGAACACCUGAUUCUGAAUACGUGGGUCUUGUCCUAUUUUUUUAUGUGGUUUAAUUGCCAACUGUCUAAAGCUUAAUGUGCUGUGCCAUGUAAAUAUUUUGUAGAUUUAACCCUGGUUAAUUGUCAUAUUUUGAUGCCAGCACAUUUUUAAGGGUAAAAUGGUACCUGACCAACAUGAACAGCUGCAAGAAAUGUGUGUGGAGUUCUUUGUGUGAAGAGGAUCACAGGAAAUAAAAGUGGGUUUGAAA